Messenger RNA from Polyodon spathula (Mississippi paddlefish), 2750 nucleotides. RefSeq names its product suppressor of cytokine signaling 2-like. Gene Ontology annotation, molecular function: 1-phosphatidylinositol-3-kinase regulator activity. Gene Ontology annotation, biological process: intracellular signal transduction; phosphatidylinositol phosphate biosynthetic process. Lineage: Eukaryota; Metazoa; Chordata; Actinopteri; Acipenseriformes; Polyodontidae. Gene Ontology annotation, cellular component: phosphatidylinositol 3-kinase complex. The transcript has 3 exons. The record is from RefSeq and is a predicted model, not a curated record. The coding region runs from base 610 to 1407 and encodes 265 amino acids.
AAAAAAAAAAAAAAGAAAGAAAGAAAGAAAGAACAAAUCUCCAGUUACCCCGAUAGAGAGCACGAAUGGACGAGGAUUUCGUGUUCAUAUUCGGGUACCUUUUCUGGACAGCGCUGGACGAACGCGGUUAUAAUAGAAGUCAAGCAAGACCGGAUAGACUCGUUAUAUAGCAUGUCUGUGGGUCUUAGCAAAUUGUAGAAAAAUACAUGAGCGACAAUAGCGACUAACAAUCCGUUCAGCUGCAUUUCACUGCGACCAAGCAAAGAGCUACACUCCCCUGAAUCCACAAGAAUCGACUGCAGUUACUAGCUAUUAAACCGGGAAGUGGUUGAAGUUUAAAUCUAUCUAUCUAUCUAUCUAUCUAUCUAUCUAUCUAUCUAUCUAUCUAUAUCUAUCUAUCUAUAUCCCUUACUCGAGUUUCUGUAACUCAAUGCGUUCUUCUCGUUAACACGUAUAGCCCUUAUUACCACACAUAAUUAGGGUUCACUGCUGCUAUUUCACUGUUAUAACCCUGAACUUGAUUCCAGCGAGGAAAUAAACGAAUCGAAUAACAGAAAGAAAGACGGGCUGCUGCAUUUUCUCCUGGGUGUGAGGCGCACAAGAUUUUGGAUGGGGCACGUACAUUGCGUCUCAAAGGUUCCGGACACUGACGCACACUCACCGGACUUACCGUACUUCAAACGGGGUGUGGAUCACAGCCAAGUCCCCGACUCAUCACCGCUGUCGCCGCCAGUGAAUCCCGCUUGUGACCCGCUGGAGCCCGGCCAGAUGAUUCUGCCUAACCUGUGCGUCAUCCCUGAGAAAUUGCUCACUACAGCCCGCUUUAAAGACCCUAGUUUCGGCUCACCACAGAGAGAAACCACGGAAGACCUUAUCAGGGUGGCCUCUGCCAUGACCCACCUCGAACUGUCUGGCUGGUACUGGGGUUCAAUCACAGCGGCGCAAGCCAAGGAGCUUCUAAAGGAGGCUGCAGACGGGACCUUCCUGCUGAGAGACAGCUCGAACCCAGGGUACCUGCUUACCCUCUCGGUGAAGACCAGCGUGGGACCGGCCCACCUCCGCAUCGAGUACUCCGGGGGGGUGUUCUGCUUCGACUCCAUGGUUCUGGCCCGGCCCAGGCUGCGGCAGUUCGAUGGGGUGGUGGACCUGUUACAGCACUACGCCCUCACCUGCCUGCGAGCCGCAAGUGCCCAGGAGGAGCGUGAAUCUGACCCAUCUUCCACAGCCACGGUGCCACCAAAAGAGACCUCCCUUCAGCUGAAACUCACCCGCCCCCUGUAUGUGGAGACCCCGAGCCUCCAGCACUUGUGCAGGGUGGCCAUUAACCAGAGCUCCCGAAACAACAUGGACCUGCCUCUGCCCCCCAGGCUGAAGGUCUAUCUUCAAGAAUACCCCUUUUACCUAUAGUGAUAUCUAACAUUGGCGCCGCCCUUGUGGACACUAGGUUUUUUUUAAAAACAAAAAGCAGGCUUUUAAUGGCUUCUGCUUACUGUUUAUCAGAAGGCAUUUUGGUUUCUCUAAAGGUAGUCAGUGACUGGUGCUGCCCAGUUUAUGCAACUGGCAAUGUACAACGCAUACUCGCUAUAACACGGGUCUCAGGGGGGACACAAUAUGAGCGCUGUAACCAAAGAGCAUUAUAAAUGAGGGGGGAGCGGGGGGCACGAGACACAUAACACACAUCUGACUAAAAUACAAAAUAAAAUAACCCCCUCUCUAUAAUGCACAUAUAGUGAAUUAAAAACUGAACUUUCCAUGAGUUAACCAUAACUUUCCAUUCAAACCGAGAGCCUUAUAGCGAGGGAGCACUGUAUUAUAUAUGUGGACUUGUUAAUUGCCACUAACUGGGUGUGAGUAGGCAGCUGGGUUACCUGCUGUAAGUAUGUAACUUUAAAUGCCCUGGUUUCUGAUGCAGUCGACCAUUACCAGCAUCAGCCCGUCGACAGGAGCGUUCCCACAAAUUGUGUAUGCUGUAUUGAACCUCUGAGAAGUGGGGGUUGCAUGUUGUCAGGAAAUAGCAUAUUUAAGUAUAGUACUUAGGAUACAUUCCCCUUUAGCUAAAGCAUUGCAACACCUUGCUACUCAAGAAACACUGAAAGGGGUCUUUGUGUUAAUAAUUCUUAGCAGUUAUUCAAGAUUUGUGUCAUAUUCCAAAUGCAUCCCACAAUCAUUCUUGUGACAUUCCUAAUCAGGGAAGCGAAGCAGGAUUUAAUGUCUAUUAAACUAAUGCAUUUACACAGUAAUGUAAAAAGGAAUAACAAAAACUGAAAAAGAAUGCAAAAAACAAUCUACAUUGAAUCCAAACAGUUAUUUUUAUUUUUUUAAAUCAUAUUGAGAAAUAACAGACGGCUCACAAAGCUGACAAAAAGAAUGCAUGAAGAAUCCUAAGAGAAUUCAUAGUCGCUGCUUCAGAAUGGUUUUAGACUUUGCCCUGGCCAGAGUACAGCAUGGAGCAGAAUUCAAGUAUAUGUAACGCAUUGAUCUUCUAGUAAAUAUUUUGCCUUGUGGACCAAAUUCCUUAAAGCUCCUGAUUUCCACACACUUCACAGUGGUCUCAUAACCAGAUUGAUGAGGAGAGCAUGUUCUAGACAUGCAAUCUAACUGGGCGGUCUGGUUUGUACUGGUCUGUACUGGUUUGUACUGGUCUGUGCUGGGCUUGUGGGAGUGGAAUCAUUACAUCUCGUUAGUGGAUCAAGAAGUGUUGUUAACACCACCAUUGUGAAAUGUUUUAUCUGUCAAAUAAAAAAUACGUU